UGACUGGCAACGCCGCGAAUGGCGUCGUAUUUUAUGCCAAAGGAUUAUGGAAUUUUAUUUCAUUGAAAAUGAAAAAUGAAACCUUAGCAGUAGCUAAAUAUAUUAUGAAAAAUGCUCCAAACAUCAUUGCUCUCAUAUUUAUGUAAGGUUUUCCUGAAUCUGGCUGAAUUUGUUAGUUCGAAGUUGAGCGUCCAUUAGUAAGCUGCUGUUCCUGUUGGGUGCAGCUUGUGGUUUUAGGGGAGCGCCAUUUUAUUCACCUUUAGGCGGGGAACGCAAACUACACGAAAUAAUGCUUUCUACGCUAUCCACAACGAGAAAACUAGUCAUAGCAAGACUUUAGUGAGAUAAUCAUCUUUGAGGAGAAUCGGCAUGGAAGAUGGUCCAAACAGUGUAUUGCCUGCUGCUGAGAUUGCCAGCAUUUCCAGAAAUGGGGUAGUGUCCCCAAUAAUGGCAAAAUUUCCACUUGGGGACAACAGUACAGCCAUUGAAGACAAGGUAGACCGUAUUGACUUGACCAAAAUUAAUGGAGAUGCCAUUUCUGGAGACCUAUUUGAAAAUGAUGAUUCAUAUGACUCUGAAAGUGAUGCAUUGGUGAUAGAUGAAAGCUUGCCCAAGAAAAAGAAGCAUCAGAAGAAAAAACCUGUUAUUGCAGUUCAGUCUGAAAGUAUACCUGAAGAACCCAAACUUCAAAAACCAGACAAUCCUUCUCACAGGGAAGUAGGUGCAGAUACAUUUCAGGAACAUGAAGAAGGAACUACAGUAAAUAAUUCUCAUGAAGAUACUAUACAUCCUGAGGAAAUACCAGAUAUAAUCACACAUUCAAAUCCAUUCUUUAAUGAAUCUCUAUUUGAGCUAUCCCAACAACACCACAACUCCCAUGAAGAUGUUAACAAUAAGACUGAAAUAGUAGACAAAAAUAAACACAAAUCUCAAAAAAGAAUCAAGACAAAACAGAAACCAAAACUAAAAGAGUAUGCUCAAUACUUGGGACUGCAACCAAAUGUUCAAUUCAAGUGUUCCAAGUGCGGUAAAGCAGGUUUUGAAUCACUGGCAACCCUCCAUGAACAUUUAGUGCAGUGCAAUGCUGAAAGUGUGCAAGAGACUUCAAGUGACAAUACAAAGUCAGGGUUUAAGUUAACAAGAAAAGUGUUUUUGUGCUCAGCAUGCGGGACAUACUAUGAAAACUGGAACUUAUAUAUGCACAUGCUCGAGUUCCAUAGACGCUACAUUUGUUUAUAUUGUUUAGGAAUGUUUUCAGUUUUAGAAGACUUAUGCCAGCAUAUUCAGUCUCGGCAUAAUCUUGAACCAGGACACAGAAACUCCUUAGAUGAGUUUUUCAGUGCUUAUAAUGAACCAUGUUAUGUUGUUUGCUGUGAGUGUAACAAACUUUUUAGUGAGCAGGACAAUUUUUUUUAUCAUAGUUGUGCAGUGAAAGGUGGACCAAAAGCUAAAAAACCAGUACGACCUCAGAUUACACCUGAAAAUCAUGUGACUGGUGAGAGUGAAACAGUAAACAAGGAUGUUUCAAAGUCUUCAGGUGCUCAAAAAGUCAGUGAUAUAGAAAAAUCUGAAGACACUGUGAAAGAAAGUAUGAAAGACGACAUUCCUAUGGAAACAGAAAAAAAUUCAAACAGAUUGUCAACAGAUGUCAGAAAUGAGAAUGAAGAUAGCAAUGCAAACUUAGGAGCUGCAGAUAAUGUUGUGGACAAAAUGGAACCUCAGUAUGCUAAGUCAGAAAAUAAUAAAGAGUUAGAUGAGGCAGGGCCAGUAUCAGAUUAUAGUAUAGAAAAUUCAAGGGAUGGUGUGCCAGAUACACUUGUAAGUCCAGAACCCGUAGAGGAAAAAGAUCAUUCAGAAGAAAUGGAAGAAAAAGAAUCAAGUGAAGAUAUCACUGAAACUAGAAAGGUACCAAAGCUGUCGCUUAAGCUGCCAAAACCAGGUUUUUAUCCAGAACCUGAUGACAGUGAUGAUAGUGAAAAGUUAACCAUGGAAGUAGACCAAAUUGAGAGUGAAAAUGAAAUAGACAAUGAUCCAAAUAAUAUUAGCUCUGGGCAGGAGCAAUAUCAGUCUGCAGAAGCAAAUCAUGUUCAAGAUGCUGAACCUGAAGAAAAAAAGGAAGAAAAUGGGGAUACUGAAAAUGCUGUCGAGGUAACUGAGGAACCCCAGCUUCAUGUGGCUGGCUCUGAAAUACCAAUAAUCGAAUUGGAGCUGGAGCAACCAUUAGAUAAGUUUGAUGCAAAAAUAUUGCUUCAGAAGUGUUUGAAAAUGACAGUGGCAACUUGUAUAUACUGUAAUCAUGCAAGAAAAAUUGCUGUCAAUGGGAGGCAAUUAGCAUUACAUUGCAUUGCAGAACAUAGAUUCUCUGCCAUUGUGAACAGCAUAACUGCUGAAGAACUGAUACCGGAAAGUUUUGUAAAUCGCCUACAAGAAUGCUUGGAUGACUUGGAGAAAGUCUUCUUUAACUUGGAUUCAAACUUCUCUGAUGAAGCAGUCACAUUUUCACACAUCUUUGAGUGUUUCCAGUGUUACUUUAGCACCACAGUGCACAAGGAACUCUACCUGCACAAUCGCAAGUUCCACUCAAAAAACCUCUUAUUGUGCAUCAUGUGCAAGACAAACUUCUACAAUUAUAGUGAACUUAUGUGUCAUCUGUGUCCUGGCUUGUACAUUUUGGAUUAUGAUUUGCAGUUUCGUUGCUGUAUGUGUGUCAAUGACGAUUUGCCUUCAGCUUUUAGAUUGAUGGUGCAUCUUAGGAAACGUCAUAACGUGUGCGAUGUCUGCUUGGAGAUGUGCCAUACUCAGUAUAGACUAUCAAACCAUGUCUGGAAGCAUAAGUUACAUCAUUUCUGCUACCGUUGUGGGAUUGCUUAUAGAAAUAAACCUGAUAUCACUAGGCACUUGUUCUGGAAACACGGCACUGAAAGCGUCCUUUGCAAGCGAUGUCUGCAGAAAAAGUGGCCGCACGUGUACCAUUUCUGCACGCCACCAGCCAGUUUCACUUGCGACGAAUGCCAAAACGUUUUCAGCAAAGCUGUUUCAUUGAAAGUCCACAAACGGCUGCACACAGAAGAAAGAAAGCACGCCUGUACGUUUGAGGAAUGCACGGAAGCAUUCGUUUCGAAGAAGCUUAUGUUGAAGCAUGAGGCGAGGCAUAGGGAGCCUGUAGAGGAGGUUAAGCCUCUGGAAGUUGAGGCUGUGGCUGAAGAUGUAAAACAGGAAGAACCGGAGGAAAAAGUAGCGGAAGAAAAGGAACCUGAAAAUGUCGAAGAAAAACCUAAACCGAAAAUUGACGUGUUGGAUCUUCCCGCGUUGAACUUAUCCGAAAGCGAUAGCAGCGAUUCGGAGACAGACGAAAAGGAUGAUGAAAAACUCGUUGAAGAAAAGAGAGAAACUAAAGAAGAGACGGCGAGUGAAACAGCGGCCAUCGAACCUAGUAGCGAGCAGACUGUAAGUGAAGCGACGGAAGUGCCAACAGAAUCGGUGAUUGAAGAGCAACCGAGCGAGAUCGAGGAAAAGCAAGAAGCUGAAGAUUCCACAUCUGUAAUCCAGGAUAUCUGGGAUAACUUCAAGAAUUACCAGGCUAGUAAAGAGAAACUGGAUAACAUGUUCAGUACCGAGGAAAAGGCGGAAAAACCUCCAGAGGAGGAAAUACCGAUCCCGAUGAUAGAUGAAGAACCGACGGUGCAGAUAGCUCUGAUGGAUCACGAUUACUGUUUGGAGCCCGAGCAGAAAACGGACGCCAGUUUGAUAGAAGUUAAACCAGCGCUGGAGAUGAGAGAGAGUGUCGACCAUGACUAUUGCACUGCUAAAGCAGGUGGAACGGUAGCAGAAAAACCUCCACCAGAACCCCUACCGACGGAAUUGCUACAGACCGAAGAGAAAGAGAAAAAAGACAGUUCGUCAAGUAGUUCCAGCGACAGCGAUUCGUGUUCGUGCGGUUCCAAUUGCAGUUGUAGUUCGAGUUCGAACAGUUCCAGUUCCAGCUCGGAUAGUUCCGGAUCAGAUAGCUCCACCGAGGAAGGUAGACAGAAGCAACAGGCUAGAAGGCAGAAGAGAAGAGAACGAGCGAAAAAAUUGAAGGAGAAGGGCAAGGAUAAACAACACAAGGACAAAGAAAACGCCGAGAGCAAAGUCGUAGACGUGGUAGCGACGUUUGGCGGAGAAACGGCUGCAGCGCCUGUCAUUGCAGAACCUCCAAUAAACGAAUCGGAUUUGGAGACUACCGAAUCGGAAACGGACGAGGAAUUUUAUGAUCGGGCGCCGCAGAAGUUGGCCAAGAAGAUUCUCGAGGAGAAACGGCAACAGUUGCUGGCGCUCAUGGGGCCUAACAGCGUACCUACUGUACCGAACGGCAGUUUUAUUGAGAGUACAAGUCGGCCGCCAACUCCACCAGCUGGCUCGGUAGUCGAGGAACAGGAAGAAAGGAAGCACAAAAAGUCCAAGUCGAAAAAGAGGAAGAAACGGAAAAACGAGAGGAGAGAACAAGAAUCUCGGAAAGUUUCUGUGACGAAUAUCAUCACCGAUGUACCCAUACCGCCAUACUAUCAACAGUUCCACCACCAAAUUCAGCAGCAGCAACAAGCAGAACAACAACCUCCACCAACCCCCUCUGUGCCGCCAUUGACAUUAUCCCUCUCCCGCCUAUCCCCAGCCCCAACCCAACAAAUCCAUUCACCCGCGGCCCUUCGACUGCCCCACUCGCCCGCCUUGACGCCCUUAGGGGCGACCGGGGCAGGCACGCCCCACGCGACGCCCGGUACGCCGCUGGGGCCUGGAUACGAAAGUGUGAGAGCGUCGAAACGACGACGUGUGCCGAACAAGUUCUACGGGUAUUCUAGCGAUGAAGAGGAAGGUGGAACGCCUAGGGGGCCUAAGUGGAGGAAGACAGUCGCAGAGACGGCAGCGACGCCCCGUUCCCCGCUCACCGUCCCACCCAUAACGAUCAAAGCCCCGCCCCCGCCGCAACCGCCUCCGCAACCCACCGUCGAGCCCAUUUCGAUCCGCACCGGCGCCCACCUGAGCGACUUUCAUGUGCGCCGCCCCCGGCCCAAGAAACAAAAGAGUCGCGACACCGAGGACAGCGACGAUGACGCCACAGAUUCGGACGACGGCAGCGAUAGCGACGAGGAGCGCAAGCGCAGGCAGCAGCAACAGCAGAUGGCAGUUGCGGGGGCAGGCGGGGGACAGCAGGUGCAACCGCAGUUGUAUUGUUAUUGCCGGUGCCCGUACGACGAAGUUUCCGAAAUGAUCGGUUGUGACGCAAGUGACUGUGCAAUCGAAUGGUUCCAUUUUGAAUGCGUUGGAAUAAUGGUACCACCAAAAGGACAAUGGUUCUGUCCGGAUUGCAGAAAAAAGAAACAACAGCGGCAGUUGAUGCAGCAUAGUGUACAUUGAACAAUUUUUCAAAGGAAAUUUUCUCUUCCCCUCCCUCUUUCUGACCAAAAUAGAUGUUCUUUUCUCAUCAUCACUUAAAGGAUAUAAAUGUGUGAUUUUUAAGAAAUAAUAAUGAUGUUUGUUUAACAUAUCCCAGUAAACAAUUCGUCAUCUCUUACCUAAAACACAUUUCCAUUUGAUAUGUAUACUACAUGUUUAAGUCUGGGUUUCUCCAGACUUUUAUUUUAUAUUUUUUUUGCGGUAAAGAAUUACUUUGGGACGCUGAUGAAACAAAAAAAUAUUUGAAUUUAAUCGAAAAUGCCAGAUUUCCGAAAAUUUUGCGCGCAAUGUUCAUAUUCUUGUUUAUAAUCAUUUUCUAUCAUUUCAAAUGGUUAUUUGAUAAGUGUACUGGUUGUCGUAUAUCCCAGUGAAAUUUGUCCCAACGUAUGGAUCGGGUACUUGAUUAUGUUGAAAUAAUUUUACGGUUAUAUUUUUAUCUAACAAACUGACGUUCUGCUGUGAUAUAUUUGGUAUUUGGUGAUGGUAUCGCUUAAAUAUGAAGUUUGAAUUUUAGCAUGACAAACUGUAACUCAAUUUCAUUCUUUUUUCCAAUAGUCUCUCUGGUAAUUAUAAUUUAUCUACGUACGGGACUCCCCAUAACAGUUUUGAUUUUGAAAAUAACUUGACUCAAAAUAUUUUCUGCUAUAUGUAAUCAAGUACCUCAUUUUAAGGUUUCUACAUAUGUAAGAUUUGCAUCAUUUAGGUUGUUGUAUAUAAUAUGAAAGUUAUCUAGUACCUGUAUAUAUUAUAUAAAUCGACUUGGUAUUGUGAUUAAAGUGUCAGUGUAAGAUUCUUUCAUAAUAUGAUAAUCAAUUUCGUUUUAGCGUUUUCUAUUAGAAUACAGGAUACUCCGCAAGAUAUGAAAAUUACGCUUUCAUGUUGCUCAGUUUUUUUUGUAUUUAGAGUUUUUUGUUUUUAAUAUGUAGUUGCAGAUUUUAUUCAUCAGGUGAUUAUUUUUUUUUUCAGAAUAUCCUGUAUUUUGUAAUUGUAAAAUAAAUGUAAUCCUUCUGCCAAAUUAGAUUGUAAAAAGUUGUAUAUAUUUUUUAUGAUGUUGCUCCUGUGUGCACGGGAGAGUUUAUGGUUUAGAAAGCGUUAGUUUUUAGACUGAUCAUUCAGUUCCAUUUUUGAAUUUCCUCCCAACUCUUGUAAACAUUUCCGAUGUCAAUAAAUGAUUGGAGCGAA
Messenger RNA from Acanthoscelides obtectus, 6615 nucleotides. The record is from the annotation of a GenBank genome assembly. NCBI's taxonomy places the organism in Eukaryota, Metazoa, Arthropoda, Insecta, Coleoptera, Chrysomelidae.